Molecule: messenger RNA, 2238 nt
Organism: Venturia canescens
Lineage: Eukaryota; Metazoa; Arthropoda; Insecta; Hymenoptera; Ichneumonidae
Gene: crn
Product: pre-mRNA splicing factor crn
Exons: 5
Coding region: 124-2214 (696 amino acids)
Biological process (GO): spliceosomal complex assembly; mRNA splicing, via spliceosome
Cellular component (GO): Prp19 complex; post-mRNA release spliceosomal complex; U2-type catalytic step 2 spliceosome
Molecular function (GO): protein binding
Source: RefSeq, a predicted model, not a curated record
CGCAGAUGCCGAUUGGUCCGAUUGGUCGAGUGACGACAACUUCAUAACCUCAAAGUCCUCAAGUCCUCAAACUAAAAGUUCAGGCAUAUUUCGGGAGUGAAAAGUUUCAUACAAAACGUAACCAUGGAGAAACCACAAAAAAUGCCAAAAGUUGCAAAGGUUAAGAACAAAGCGCCAGCAGAAAUCCAGAUAACAGCCGAGCAGCUGUUGAGAGAGGCAAAAGAAAGAGAUUUAGAAAUUUUGCCUCCCCCGCCGAAGCAGAAAAUUUCUGAUCCACACGAGUUGGCGGAUUAUCAACACAGAAAAAGAAAAACAUUUGAGGAUAACAUAAGAAAGAAUCGUAUGGUAUUAUCGAAUUGGAUAAAGUAUGCACAAUGGGAAGAGAGUCAAAAACAGAUAGCCAGAGCAAGGUCCAUUUACGAGAGAGCCUUGGACUGCGAUCACCGAAACAUAGCGCUAUGGCUGAAGUACACAGAGAUGGAGAUGAGAAAUCGUCAAGUGAAUCAUGCAAGGAAUUUGUGGGAUCGAGCAGUGACAAUAUUGCCGAGGGCCAAUCAAUUUUGGUACAAAUAUACUUACAUGGAAGAAAUGUUGGAAAACAUUGCAGGGGCUCGUCAAGUUUUCGAGCGUUGGAUGGAGUGGGAACCAGCGGAGCAGGCUUGGCAAACUUACAUAAAUUUCGAACUGAGAUACAAAGAGAUUCAGCGAGCUCGUCAGAUUUAUGAACGUUUCGUAAUGGUACAUCCGGACGUGAAACAUUGGAUAAAGUAUGCCCGGUUCGAAGAAGCUCAUGGCUUCAUCAACGGAGCUCGUCAAGUUUACGAACGUGCAGUAACUUUCUACGGUGACGAGAGCCUAGACGAGAAGCUAUUCAUUGCUUUCGCUAGGUUUGAAGAAGGACAGAGGGAACACGACCGUGCCCGAGUUAUUUACAAAUACGCUCUCGAUCACAUACCGAAAAAUCGAACUCAGGAGAUUUACAAAGCUUACACCAUACACGAGAAAAAGUAUGGCGAUCGUUCCGGCAUCGAAGACGUUAUCGUUAGCAAACGAAAACGUCAGUACGAACAGGAAAUUCAAGACAAUCCAUUGAACUACGACGCCUGGUUUGAUUAUCUUAAAUUAGUCGAAUCCGAGGGUAACGUUGAAAACAUACGAGAAACUUACGAACGGGCCAUUGCCAAUAUUCCACCUACGAAAGAAAAACAGUACUGGCGAAGAUACAUUUAUCUCUGGAUAAAUUAUGCACUUUUUGAAGAACUCGUAACCGAAGACAUCGACAGAUGUCGUGAAGUCUACAAAAUAUGCCUCAUGGAACUCAUACCUCACAAACAAUUUACAUUCUCGAAAAUGUGGUUGCUUUACGCUAAAUUUGAAAUAAGACAGAAAAAUUUGACAACAGCGAGAAAAAUACUUGGCAUGGCUCUAGGCGUUUGUCCACGUGACAAAUUAUUUCGCGGCUACAUCGACCUCGAAAUUCAAUUACGCGAGUUUGACAGAUGUCGAAUACUCUACGAAAAAUUUCUUGAAUUCGGACCUGAGAAUUGUACUACUUGGAUGAAGUUCGCUGAGCUAGAGAGUCUCCUGGGUGACACCGAUCGCGCCAGAGCUAUCUACGAACUGGCUGUUUCACAACCGCGUUUGGAUAUGCCUGAAUUGCUGUGGAAAGCUUACAUAGAUUUUGAAAUCGCCAAGGAAGAACCGGAGAAUGCGAGGAAUUUGUUCGAGAGACUUCUGGAGCGCACUCUUCAUGUUAAAGUUUGGAUAGCGUACCAAAAGUUCGAAUUAGAAAAUCCGGUAGUCGAGGAGGGAAUCGAUAGCGUCGUGUUAGCAAGAAGAAUAUUCGAACGCGGCAACGCAGCUCUUAGAUCCAGCGGUGAAAAGGAAAGCAGAGCAAUGUUGCUCGAAGCGUGGAGAGAUUUUGAAAACGAACGAGGCGAUGACGAAAGUCGAGCCAAAAUCAGAGAGAAAAUGCCACAAAGAAUUAAAAUUCGAAAACGUGUCGUCAGUGACGACGGGACCGACGAUGGCUGGACCGAAGUAUUCGACUUUAUUUUCCCCGAGGACGAGUCCCAGCGGCCAAAUCUCAAAUUUCUUGAAAUGGCAAAGGCGUGGAAAAAACAAAAAGUCACGGAAAAUGAACCAGAGAAGGGCACACAGUCGGGCAAUAAUGAAAAAAUGGAUACUUGUCAAACUGUGACAAAUUCUGAAUGAUUAAAAGUUCAUUUUGAAAGAUUA